Tuber aestivum (summer truffle) is the source of this 729-nucleotide messenger RNA. The record is from the annotation of a GenBank genome assembly. Lineage: Eukaryota; Fungi; Ascomycota; Pezizomycetes; Pezizales; Tuberaceae.
AUGGCUAGGUAUGGGUGCUGAUGUUGAGAAGGUAUCAGACGCACUCGUGAAGCUUGGGUAUUCUCAUGGUGGAUUUCUGUGCGAUAUUAGUACCCUCCCUCUCCCCCCUCCCUUCUCCCCCCGCACGGCUAACCCCGCCACCCUUACUGUAUAGCACCCCGCACACCCCUCCCCAGAACACCAAUCAUAGCGCCCGCAACUACGGUCCAGUUCACCACGACGUCGAACACAACCUUCCGUCCAAGCCCAACGUCCACCACGCCUCCAGCAGGAGCCCAUUUCGCCGACCUGAUAGCGCCCGACCAUGCCGUUGUAAUAACGCAGGACACAUACACCUCCAACGCGCUUGUCGGGGGCCUCGUCGUGGCGAGAAUGCGUGAAUUGGGCGCCCCAUUGGUGGUCGUGGAUGGGCGGGUGCGGGACGUUCCGGAGCUGAAGCUUCCGACGUAUGCGCGUGGGACGAGCACUGUUGGUGCGGGGGCCGGGAGUAGGGUUGUGGGGGUGGGUGGAGAAGUCAUAGUUGCUCGUGGGGAGGGAGGAGAAGGGGUUAGGGCUUGCCAGGGGGAUUUGGUGUUUGGGGACGAGCAAGGGGUGGUUGUUUUCCCCAGGGCAGUGUUAGAGAGAGUGGUUGAGCUUGCGAGGGGGGUUGUGCUGGCUGAUCGGGAGGUUUUGGGGGAUGUGCUAUGUGGGAAGGGGUUGGCAGAGGCUUUUAGGGAGCAUAGAGGAUAG